AUGGAUGUUGUUGUUCCUUGUCAGAAAGCUCACAUAUUGAUGGAGUUUUGGGAGCACAGUGCUGAAGUUGCAGUGAUUAAAAUCCCCGGCAACAACAAACACAGCAUCUGGGUGAAAGGUCUCGUGUUUGCUGAUGACGUUGUAGUCCUAGUGCUGUGGGUCAUUGCAAACAGCCAGCAGAAACACAGCAUUGAACUCCAUCGAUUGUUCGGGGAUAUUCUGGCUGCAUCGUGGUUUCCUGCUGGUUCUGGGGGAGCAUCUGCUCUGCUGCCCUUUGGAGCUUAUACAGUUUGCCCACACAGGCAGACUGAACUCCAGACUGACUCUGAGAAGGACGAACAGAAGGUUAUCAUAUUUAAUACCUCUAUCAUGAAGAUGCUGACUGCGUUUCUGCAUGUGUGUCUCAUCAUUGCUGUGACACAAAGUCAUCCUCUUUUUGAGGAAAUUGGGUCAGGUGACUCAAGUAAUGCAGAUGUUGGUUCGCCAGGAGCAACGGGAGACCCACCAUUUGCAACAGAUGUUCCAGAUGAAACAACAACUGUGAUAGCUGACUCAACUACUCAAGAGAGAAUCUAUUAUGACUCAGAGGAAGAUCUAGGAUUUCUGAGAGACAAACCAACUGUGAUAGCUGACUCAACUAAUGAUGAUGGAUACUUUUAUGACUCAGAUGAAGAACUAGGAUAUCCGAGAUGGAGAGAGGAAACAGGCGGGUCUGAUGAUUCAUCUAAUGGAGAUGGAGAAAAUUCUGACACAUCAGAAGAUGCACCAGAUGCAGCAGAGGAAACAGGCGGGUCUGAUGAUUCAUCUAAUGGAGGUGGAGAAAGUACUGACACAUCAGAAGAUGCACCAGAUGCAGCAGAGGAAACAGGCGGGUCUGAUGAUUCAUCUAAUGGAGAUGGAGAAAGUUCUGACACAUCAGAAGAUGCCCCAGUUGCAGCAGAUGCAGAUGAUGCCUGAAACAAAGACACCACCAUAUCAAGACACAUGAAGUUUUUUAAUA
Molecule: messenger RNA, 1000 nt
Organism: Oreochromis aureus
Lineage: Eukaryota; Metazoa; Chordata; Actinopteri; Cichliformes; Cichlidae
Product: acidic repeat-containing protein-like
Exons: 11
Coding region: 1-957 (318 amino acids)
Source: RefSeq, a predicted model, not a curated record